This is a messenger RNA of Sycon ciliatum, 2760 nucleotides long. RefSeq lists its product as uncharacterized. The coding region runs from base 234 to 1913 and encodes 559 amino acids. The transcript is spliced from 19 exons. The record is from RefSeq and is a predicted model, not a curated record. NCBI's taxonomy places the organism in Eukaryota, Metazoa, Porifera, Calcarea, Leucosolenida, Sycettidae.
UUUGUCAUGAAAGUCGUGCAUUUACAUUUCCACAAGCAGAUAUCUGUGAAGUUGUUAUUGAAGGAGGUCAAAGAAAGGUGUGUGGGCACAUUAUCCGCAAGGUGGUGAGUCUGACACCUGGCCCAACUUUGGGUACUGCACUAGUUGCCUUUUGCCGAGUAGUGCGGAUAGUCCUUGCUUCAUCAGCUGUCCGGACAAGGAAGAAAUCUGCCGGAGACGGGAGGGCAGGCACCAUGGCAAGUAUUUCCGGUAAUUUAGGUCACGUGCAAGAUGUUCAGUUGAUUGAAGGCUAUAUCCCACUCGAGACAGAAGAAAAGUCAGAUGCAACAUGGGAUCCGACUAUGCUUAUCAACGAGAUAUUUUCCGACAUCCGGCCAUGCCCGGACUAUGCGAAACGGAGUCUUGGCCAAGUUGCGACGGCUUCCCAGUCAGUUCCCAUGUCUGGCCUCAUCGAUAAACUGCCAUCCGGCGUGGAGAAGCCCAGCUUGCUCAAGGGUUGGAAGAGGAGAUUUGCUCGAUGCCAGAACUGCAACCUGUUUUAUUACGAGGAUAAUCGAGCAACUAGACCACUCGGCAUCAUCAAACUCGCCGGUGCCAAGGUGACAUUAGCAGCAGACCACACGUUCAGGAUCGUAGAAAAGGAGAGUGGUACUCUGUUCACGUUCCGUUGUACCACGCAAGCUUUCGCCGAAGACUGGGUAGCUUCCAUUAAAGAAGAGAUGGGCAAGGCCGAUGCUGUAAAGACCAAUACGCCAGAGAAUAGUGUUUCCACAAUUAUUGUCGACAUUGGCAGUUCUGCAUGCAGGGCUGGAUUUGUUUACGAAGGUGCCUAUCCGUCUGUUUGCUUCCCAACUGUAAUGGCAUACGAUAGAGUAACGAAAAACAAGGAUGAUGCCAUUUAUGGCAAGGAUGCGCUUCUCCCGAGCGUCCGUGAAAAAUCUGUUCUCCGGUAUCCUCUUCGAACAUCGCUUCACGUGAAAAAGUUCGCCGUUGAAGUGAACGAAAUCAUGGGUUUGAUCAAGCAUGCGUAUAGGUUGCUGGAAGCAAAGCCCACAGACUACAAGCUUCUACUGACACUUCCACAGUGUGUUCAGGUUUGUGACAAGCUGGAGUUGCUGAGCGCCCUGUUUGAGGACUUCCACUGUCCGGCAGUGUACCUAUCUGAGCAGGCCAUCAUGGCUCUGUACAGCUAUCACUUGACCACCGGUGUGGUUGUUGAUAUUGGUGAUCGUAUGGAUAUUGUGCCCAUCGUUGAUGGUGUGAUUAUUGAGAAUGGAGUAACGCGUUAUCCCUAUGGUGGACGUGCAGUCAAUGAGGCUAUGACACGAAAACUGGCUGAAGAAGGAUACAGAAUGUUCGCUGAUGUACAGCAGUAUGUCGUCAAGUACAUCAAGGAGCGGGCAUCUUACGUCGCUGACAAUGCCGAUGAUCAAGACUCCAGGUGUACCUCUAACCCAGCCGAAUGGACGGAGACAGUGGACUGCCGACGCUUCCGCAUGCCAAGUGGUAUCCUUUCUGUCAAGGUCUUGCAGUCGCGCUACAGAGCCUGCGAGGGAUUCUUCGACCCCAAUGUCUUUGGUUACGACAACGUGGGCAUUCAUCGUCUUGUUGAGAAGGCCAUAAAGGCCGCUGGUAUUGACAACAGGCGCGACCUUUGCCGCAAUAUCCUGCUCUCAGGAGGUUCUACCCAAACUAAAGGGCUACCUGCUCGACUCCAAGCUGAAGUGACCAACUUGAUGCCUGCUGGCUCACAAGUUCAGGUGCACAGCAACGAGGAGCGGCACUAUGCGGCCUUCAAAGGAGCUGCCGUGCUUGCAUCCCUGCAGAUGUUUGACACCUUGUGCAUAUGGAGCCAGGACUUCCUCUCCUGCGAGCCUGAUGACAGAAAGGGUCUACUGUCGCGCUGGCAGUAGAGGUCGGUGUACUCACGAUUCCAUCGUCUGUCUCCCUUCUAUUAGAAGAUUAUUUUUGCUAAGGAUAUUUGUCUGGUCUUGGACCGCUGAGUACCCGAUGCGGAGCACUGAUGGCUCAGCUCCCUGUUGCAUACUGUGCGUGCAAGUCUACUUUAACUCGUGCCCUUGUAUCGCCUGGAUUUGUUUGCACGGUGAUCCACUCUACCACCACCCGUGUUUGUCAUUCCGCAUAGACCAGGGCCUAUGCGAUUAGCGACCGCCACCUACCGCUACUGUUGUUGUCAACUUCCUCAACAGAUCACACCAUGCCAUAGUAUGCUUGCUACACAUGUAUGUUAGCAAUAUUUACGUCCUCCUUAUGAACGAAAAAGUUCUUGUUUCCGCAGACAUACGCCGUUUAAUUUUAUUCUAUAAAUAAUUCCCUUGAAUGCUGCUGACACCUGAUUUCGUCUUACAAGUUACAACUGAGUAUGCAAUGGAGCUGAAUCUCUUCUUGUCCAUUUAGAAUGCCCACCUACUUGUAGUCUGCAGGAGAACAAGCAAGGUAUUGUAAGAAAUGCUGCCCCGACCCAAGUCUGUACACAUGUAGUAGUCAGCCACGUUCAUCAAAGCAAGUGCCUUCACUUACUCUCAGAUUUUAUCUCAGUAUUUGCAGGUCUGCUUCUCUGCUUGUACUUGUCUAUCAAUCCUGCCAUGUGUAUUGCCGCUCUUUCACUUAUUCUUUUUCUCCAUCAUUGGCUGUUUACCCUGUUGCAUUCAGCGCCAAGUUCCGAGUUCUUUUUCUCACCCGGUCUACAGCUCGCUGCUCUGCAGUCUGUAAAACAAAGAACACAUCUUGUGGACCUUC